Parathielavia appendiculata is the source of this 1377-nucleotide messenger RNA. RefSeq lists its product as uncharacterized. Gene Ontology annotation, biological process: positive regulation of transcription by RNA polymerase II. The transcript is spliced from 2 exons. The record is from RefSeq and is a predicted model, not a curated record. The coding region runs from base 1 to 1377 and encodes 458 amino acids. Lineage: Eukaryota; Fungi; Ascomycota; Sordariomycetes; Sordariales; Chaetomiaceae. Gene Ontology annotation, cellular component: RNA polymerase II transcription regulator complex. Gene Ontology annotation, molecular function: DNA-binding transcription factor activity; protein dimerization activity.
AUGCAUCGAGCAAACGUUCAGUCUCCCGCAAACUCUGAAUGGUGUCCGUUGACCAAUUGGCUUACUCUACUUGUCGCAGACACCUCAGCUGCCUCUGGGAUCGGCGUGCUGAGCCCUCCCCAUUCGGCCUUCCAGCCUUCGCCCGUCGACAAGACCCCCUCACCCACUACGACAUCCCAUCUACUGCCACAGCCCCUUGUCUCUCCUACCAGCAACGGGAACAUGAGCGUGGCCUCGAUGGUCUCUCCCACGACGCCCGGAAGCGCCGAUCCCCGGCGCUUCGACCGACCACAAUCACUAGACUCGGCGCCGAACAGCGCCGGCUUCUUGAAUGGGGACGAGGCCUUGUCGAGAAGGGAGAGCGUUGACAGCAGGAUUAACCAGGGCUUCCACGACAUGAGGUUGGGCAACUCGCCCUACGCCAGCCACAAUCCGUCGACGACAUCAAUUCACACAACACUCCAGCAGCACCGAAACACGCGACCAGGUCUUGAUAACCUUGCGGUCCACCGUAUUUCGAACGGGUACCAACCGAGUGCCGAGCGCAAUCCCGACGGGCACCCCAAGACGAUGAGGAUCGCACCAGCCAUUACCGGACCAGCCACAAGCCAGAUCGCCCGGGCAGCGGAGCCGACCAAGGGCCAGGCAUGGGCUUUCCCAGAAGAAGAGAUCCAGAGGAUGCCCUCCGGCGCGGCUCCGUCGCUGAUAGACUCGAGGAGGAGCAGCAUUGCCGAAUCUUUUGCCAGCAGCCAAUAUACGACCGAAUCCCGGCUCCCGCCAGGACAAAGGCGGUUGGAGGACCCUUACCACAGGCUGUCAAACGCGUCCGGCGAAUACUCCACAGUCCACCACCACACGCUGCAACACAAGCAGCUGGGAGAUUUGCGGAACGAAGAGACGGGCGUUCACACGGGCACGCAGCCGUACAGCCGGACGCCCGAGCUCCGUGUGAGCCACAAGCUGGCCGAGCGGAAGCGGCGCACUGAGAUGAAGGAGCUUUUUGAUCAGCUGCGAGAUCUGAUGCCCCAAGAGCGAGGCUCCAAGGCGUCGAAGUGGGAAAUUCUGACCAAAGCCAUCUCGGAGCACCAACGACAAAACGACCUCAUCCGGCAGCUCCAAAGCAUCAAUGCGACGCAGCAGAACGAGAUUGAACUGCUGCGACGAGAGCUGGAUCGGAUGCAUGGGGCGGCGCAUUCCCGGCCAGCUGCGGACCAGUACGCGCAGGAGCAGUAUGGCAGGCCACGGCCCCCAGAGUUACCGCCGCUCCGGUCGCUGCAGUCGCCCACGGGACACACGGGGCCCGAGUCGAUGACGGGCGUGCAAUAUGAGCCGCCCAGGGUGAACGGCUACCGGCCUGCCGAGCCCUCCAGGUUUUAG